Molecule: messenger RNA, 4294 nt
Organism: Asterias rubens (European starfish)
Lineage: Eukaryota; Metazoa; Echinodermata; Asteroidea; Forcipulatida; Asteriidae
Product: coiled-coil domain-containing protein 158-like
Exons: 24
Coding region: 132-4271 (1379 amino acids)
Source: RefSeq, a predicted model, not a curated record
GGGCGCGCCGUGUGAUGUGGGGAUGUCAACAAGAAACGCUCUGAUUCGUCGGUGAUUCCAAACUAUCUUCUCCUCCAUGUUCUCACCAUCUUCCAUGUGAUUGAAGCGGAAAAUGGAGCCUAGAUGAGAAAAUGAGCUCCCUUGGUUCUGGAGGGAGUCCCCAAAGAGAAUUAAUCACGACAUCGUCAUCAUAUGAGCAACAAGUCAUUGUAGAUUUACAAUGUCAGCUUAGACAACUUGCUAAGCAGAACAGGGAUUCGGUGACCAAGGCUUUAUCUGAUCCAGAGGGUGUAAGAGCAUCACACCCAAUGGCUCUGGUGAAUCCAGCUAGAAAUGCUACUCACACAAGUCAACCUGUACUAUCUCACUUGAGUCACCCGGCAGUAACUCACUCUGAGAAUGUUGGGCAAACCUCACACAACGAAGCUGAGCCAUCAAGCUUCAUCACUGCUCAUGUGACGAGUGGCCAGCCAGCUAGUGUUCCCAAGCUUCAUGAUGUGUCCUAUUCAAACCUGACUCAGAGCCAAUCCAACCCUGUGAGGUAUUCUGGUUUGUUUCCAGGCACCAUGCAAGUUUCUGUCAGUGAUAACUUUAACCAGAAAGAGUUAGUCAAUGAUGGUUACCAGAGGGCACUGUCUAUUGGAGGAGUUGAUACAAUCAAUACACAGCAGAGGAAGGAGUCUGUUGAACUGUCCAUAAGUACAUCAAACAGGGACUUUCUCGAGAAGCAGCUCGAAGACGCCAAAGCUAAGGUUUUCCAUCUUGAUUCUAAACUAAAAGAGUGCAAUGAUAUCUGUGAGCAGCAGAAGCUUCACUUUAGGACGGCCAUCGUUGACCUCCAGACCAAACUAAAUGACACCAUCGUAGGCAGGAACUCAGUUCUAGAACUUAGACGUCAAGAGGCUGAGAGUCAAGAGCGUUUGAUCAACCAGCUACAAGUAACAUUUGCUGAUGUUGGAGCCACCAAUCAGCAACAAGCUCAGGCUUUUGAGGAUGCCAGUAAAAGAGUUGCCAACCUAGAGGUUCAACUCCAGUCACAUAACUCCACCAUGUCAGAGGUUCAUACACUGACUAUCCUACAUGCAACCAAGCGAGGGCUCACUCCCAAGGCCUACUCUAACCCUAUGGACUAUGAGCACAUUGGGAGUGAGUUAAAGGAGGUGCUGGACUUCUAUGAGAAAGAGAUAGAAGGGAUGGGAAAGAAGAUUGAGAAGGCAGAGAGGGAGUUGUCUGAAACACAAGAGCAGUUUGCUGAGAAAUGGAAGCAGAGCGGAGAAGAACAAAAGCAAAUGUUACGUAGGCUAAGUGAAGAGCAUGAGGAACAACUGAGUGCAUCAACAGAGAGGGCGCUAAAUGCACGUAAGCAGACACUCAGCCUGCAGUCGCAACUAGCACUAACACAGGAGCAUAUGCAGCAACAGCUUGAGUUGAAGACUAGUCAUGUUGCUGAUGUGCAGAGCAGACUGGAGGAGCUGCAAAACCAAACGGAGACCACAAGAAAUGAGCUACAAACAAAGUGUGAUUCAUUGACCUCUGAACUGCAAACUGCCCUCGAUCAAUACCAAGAAGCUGAUGAGGAAAAACAUCAACUACUUGAGAAAAUUUGCAACCUUGAACUUGAACUGCAAGCUGCAAAAGAGUCUACUUCUAAAGCAGAGGCAGAUGUAAAAUCAGCAAAGGAGGAGAAUAGCAAACUUUGUAACCUUGAGGAGGAGACUAACAUCAGAAUAAAUGAACUCAAUACCAAGCUGGACAUGAAGAGCAGUGAAUGUGAGGAGCUUAGCAGGCUGGUAGAAGAGGCUAAGGAGCAGUCAGAAAGGCACUUUGACCAAAAGAUUUUAUCAAUGCAGGAAGAUCACCAUCAGAGAAUGACCUCUUUGACCCAUGACCUGACCUCUCAGAUCAAUGACCUCACCAUUAAACACAACACCCGUAUGGCUGAGUAUACACAGAAAGAUUCUGAGCAUCAGGACCUGCUACAGUUUAGAGAAGAUUUGAUCGGGAAGCUGAAGGAAGUCCAGCAAGAAUUACAACGAGAGACAGAUGAGAAGGGGAAGUUGGCACUAGACUUAGCAGACAAACAGCAUGAGAUGGAUGUGAUGCAGAGAGAGAAGGUGCAAUAUCUGGCAGUAUUAGAGGGGAAGAAUAUUGAGCUUAGUCAAGUACAGACUCAGAAAGAUCAACUCCAUCAACAGGUGAAUAAGAGAGAUGAGGAGUGUGUAAGAUUGAAAGAGCAGACGUCUAGUAUGGCCCAGCUGGCUGAAGUAGCCAGUAAGGUCAGUGAAGACUGGGAGCAGGAACGAGAACACAUGAAGGAACGACUAAAGGAACUGACAAAGGAGCUCCAAGAAUUGAAAGGUCAGCAAGAGGUCAUCUUGAAGAAGCUGAAGAUACGAGAGAAGAGACUGCGAAAUGUUGAGGAAGAUAACAAGAGAUUACAGGAAGAGCUCCAGGGUACAGCUAAGGAGUCUGAGACUGUUGUAAGGAGCAAAGAAGAGCUAGAAGCUGAACUCAAACAAGCAAAGACCAAGAUUGAUAUGCUGAUUAUCGAGCAAGACAAGAUGAAAGAUGACAUGAUGGAGAAAGAGCAGAGUUAUCAAAAAGGCAUCUCUAAGUAUCGAUCCAAGAUUCACACUCAACAUCGAGAUCUGACUGUUGCCCAUGACACCAUUCAGGCUACGGUUGUCACUGACGGUAAAGCUGUGAAGGUUGCAGAGAGUAUGCAGCAGCAAGUUACAGCAAAGCGUAGUGAGAUUGAUACACUACAGAGUGAUAUACACUGGCUCAAAGAAUGCUUGGAUAUUACAAGAAAGGAGAAAUCAACGUUAGUUGGAGAACGAGAUCAGUGCAAGACCCAGCUUACUGAGAUGAGUAGAAAUAUGAGCAAUUCAACGGAGGAGGUUCAGAGCCUGACAAGACAGAAGAUUGAGCAAAGAUCAGUCAUCGCUAAACUGAAUCAAUCUCUGAAAAAGGCUGCCAUAGAGCAUGGUGAGUGUAAGGGAGUCAUAGAGAGGCAGGAACAAGACCUAGCUAGGCUGAAACUCAAGCACCAGUUAGAUAUCAAGGAACUGCAACGAGCAAAAUCCUACAAAGAUGUUCCGACAAAAGUGAAAACUCAACUAAAGACACCCAUUGAACAUGAUACAGACAUAAAAAACAAAGCCCCAAACAUCGUCCAAACAACGUCCAGCAGGUUAGAGCAGAGCAAGAAAUUGAAUGACAUUGACAACAAGCCACCGGUUGGAGUCCAACCCAAUGAUUCAAGCACAAGAAAAUCAGCUGGUUUCAAAGCAGAGAUGUUCACUGCAGCUAAAGCAGAAAAAGAGCAAGUAGCUUCUUGUAGGAAAGGUCCACAAACGAAGCAGCCGAAUGCCACACUGAGAAGGAUGAUGACUGAUGAGGAUUUGAGGGUACUACUUCUUGAGAUGCAGAAGGUUGUCUCUGGACAACCAACCCUGGCCAGAGAGACAAAGUCUGGUCAACCAACCCUGGCCAGAGAGACAAAGUCUGGUCAACCAACCCUGGCCAGAGAGACAAUAUCUGGUCAACCAACCACGACUAGAGAGCCAAAGAAAACUGCAAAAUUAGCUGCUGUUACAACGGACUCAAUUAACACCAGAUAUAUCCAAGAUACGGUGAGUCACUCCAAGGAAUCUGGCUACAACACCAAAUCGGUGGACAAACAUAAAGGAGGUAUGACAGUGCCACUAUUAACCUCUUCCCCAGUGUUGGAACACCAUACACCAUUACUAGACAACCUUAGUCUACUUUCCUCCGUCCCAGAGUUCAACCCCAUUGGUAGGGUGAUCACACCGGAGCCAGAUUUCUUACAAAGGCCCCUAUCACCGGUUGCAAACCUACUCAGUGUGUCUCCACAGGGUACCAGUGAUUUCCUAUGGACAAUUAACAACACUUCUCAUAAUAAUAGCAGUCAGUCUGGCCCCUUAAGGUUUAUCCCUUUUGAGAGUCAAGGGAGGAGUAGGACACCAGAUGUGUUGAGUUUGGAUUCAGUAAGCACUUGUAGCAGCACUACAGACAGUUCCAUUAGUCUAGUAUCAUCAUCAUCACGUCGUGAAGACAUUGACAUGCAAGCUCAGAAAGAACAUCUUAAACGUUUACAAGAAAAACUGCAGAGUCUGAGUAAGAUGGGAGGACACCUGCAAAUAGAGAACAAAGAUAUGGCCAUCAUGAUCAAACAGCAGAGCUCGCAACUUAAGAAAGUCAGACAACAGGAACACAGUUUUCAGCAACUUGUCAAAAAGGGAAAAUAGCCAAUCCAAAUUCAUCUCCCUGG